Messenger RNA from Dromiciops gliroides (monito del monte), 734 nucleotides. RefSeq lists its product as uncharacterized. The record is from RefSeq and is a predicted model, not a curated record. Lineage: Eukaryota; Metazoa; Chordata; Mammalia; Microbiotheria; Microbiotheriidae. The transcript has 5 exons. The coding region runs from base 1 to 624 and encodes 207 amino acids.
AUGGAGUUGAAGGUUGGGGAGUGGCCUGUGGAAGGGAUAGCAAGGAGGCUGCUGUCUCGUCACCUGUCCCUGGUUGGACGAGACAGCGGCACUCCCAGAUCUCUGCCGGGUGGCCUGAAAAAUGCCAAUAGGCUUGUUGCUAUGACUACUCUCGUGCUCAGGGAUGCCAACAACAUUGUUCGGGGCCCAAAGGUAAAUGCGAACUUCUCCGUCAGGACACAGGCUCCUUCACAGGGCUUGGUGCUGAGCACGGAGGAUGGUUUGAUGGCGAGAUACAGCAGCCUCCUGCUGAGGAGUGAGCCAGCCCGCAUGGUGGUGCUACCAUGCAGGAGGUGUAGCCAGCGGGAGUGGAAGGGUCUGCAUUUGUCUGAAGGUGCACAGGAGAACAAGGCUAUUGAGGAGAGCUGUGAGCUGCUAGAGAGACUCGGAAAGAGUGUGGUGCUGGAAGAGGUUGAUGAGGAUGGGACCCAAAAUACAGGUAGACAGGUUAGUCUACAGAAGAGAAACCUCUUCCUUGGAAACUGGGAGAAGCAUGGGAGAGCAUCCUCUCUUUGGGAGAGAAGUCGUCGGAGUCCCGAGGAAAACAAAGAAAUGAACAGACUGAAGAAAGAGCUGCCACUGUGACUGUCUUGACAGGGAAGAUGGAACCGUACCUGGUUUUGUUGAAGUCUUGGGUCCAGGAAGCAAAAUGGAAAGGAAAGGAAGAGCAUAGUGAGGCUGGAGAUGGGAGUAAG